AUGGCUCGGGCGCUGCACAGUCCCUGUUUUAUGGCUCCACUGUUGUGGGCCGCGUUGUUACUGGUUGUCGUCUCACCGGGCGAUGCGUUCUACUUGCCUGGCAGCUACAUGCACACAUACUCCCAAGGCGAGUUGAUAUACGCCAAGGUGAACUCUCUCACGUCCAUCGAGACGGAGAUGCCUUUCAACUACUACAGCCUGCCCUACUGCCGUCCCAAGGGCGGCAUCAAGAAGAGUGCUGAGAAUCUGGGUGAGCUUCUGAUGGGUGACCAGAUUGACAACUCGCCCUACCGGUUCCGUGUGAAUGCCAAUGGGUCUGUCUUCCUCUGCACCACAAAAGGGCUUAAUGAGAAUGAUGCGAAGCUCCUUAAGCAGCGCACCCGCGAUCUUUACCAGGUCAACAUGAUGCUGGACAAUCUGCCCGUCAUGCGUUUUACUGAGCAGAAUGGUGUCACGAUACAGUGGACUGGCUUUCCUGUUGGUUACUCUCCUGCCGGUACCUCGGAUGAUUAUAUCAUCAACCAUUUGAAGUUUAAGGUCUUGGUCCAUGAGUACAAGGGUGGAAAAGUGGAAAUCAUUGGCACUGGAGAAGAAGGAUCUGCUGUCAUCUCAGAGACGGACAAGAAUGGGAUGUCUGGGUAUCAGAUUGUUGGAUUUCAGGUUGUGCCUUGCAGUGUGAAGCGUAAUGCUGAGGAUUUCUCUAAGCUUAAUAUGUACGACAACAUUGACCCGGUGGACUGCCCUGUGGAGCUUAAGAAAUCUCAAGUGAUCAGGCAACAGGAGAGGAUUACAUUCACUUAUGACGUUGAGUUUGUCAAGAGCGACAUCAGGUGGCCGUCUAGGUGGGAUGCCUAUCUGAAGAUGGAGGCUGGCGCCAAGGUCCACUGGUUCUCUAUAAUGAACUCCCUCAUGGUGAUCUUGUUCUUGGCUGGAAUUGUCUUUGUUAUAUUCCUCAGAACUGUCAGGAGGGACCUGACUAGGUAUGAAGAGCUCGACAAGGAAGCGCAGGCUCAGAUGAAUGAGGAACUAUCUGGCUGGAAGCUUGUAGUCGGAGAUGUAUUUAGAGAGCCAACUUGUUCCAAGCUGUUAUGCAUAAUGAUUGGUGAUGGGGUUCAGAUCUUGGGCAUGGCAGUCGUAACAAUCGUUUUUGCCACACUUGGGUUCAUGUCUCCAGCCUCAAGAGGAAUGCUUCUUACUGGGAUGAUUGUUCUAUAUCUUUUCCUUGGUAUUGCAAGUGGGUAUGUCAGUGUUCGGUUCUGGAGGACUAUUAAGGGCACAUCUGAAGGUUGGAGAUCAGUGUCCUGGUUGACUGCCUGCUUUUUCCCUGGUGUCAUGUUUACGGUCCUUACUGUCCUAAACUUUGUGUUGUGGAAAAGCGAGAGCACGGGGGCUUUACCUAUCUCACUAUUUUUCACCCUCCUGGCUCUAUGGUUCUGCAUUUCUGUGCCAUUAACCCUUCUUGGUGGUUUUCUUGGUACAAGAGCGGAGAAAAUUGAAUUCCCUGUUCGGACCAAUCAGAUCCCCAGAGAGAUCCCUGCAAGGAAGUAUCCAUCGUGGCUUCUUGUCCUUGGUGCAGGAACACUGCCAUUUGGUACCCUGUUUAUUGAGCUCUUCUUCAUUCUAUCGAGCAUCUGGCUUGGAAGGUUCUACUAUGUGUUUGGUUUCCUGCUGAUUGUCCUGUUGCUGCUUGUUGCUGUCUGCGCCGAGGUGUCCGUUGUACUAACAUACAUGAAUCUCUGCGUGGAGGACUGGAGGUGGUGGUGGAAGGCUUUCUUCGCCUCUGGUUCAGUCGCUCUCUACGUGUUCCUCUACUCCAUCAACUACUUGGUCUUUGACCUCAGAAGCCUGAGCGGGCCUGUCUCUGCAAUGCUUUAUGUUGGCUACUCAUUCCUCAUGGCAUUUGCAAUCAUGCUGGCAACCGGAACCAUUGGCUUUUUGACGUCAUUCGCCUUCGUGCACUACCUCUUCUCAUCUGUAAAGAUUGAUUAA
Miscanthus lutarioriparius is the source of this 1989-nucleotide messenger RNA. Lineage: Eukaryota; Viridiplantae; Streptophyta; Magnoliopsida; Poales; Poaceae. The record is from the annotation of a GenBank genome assembly.